Messenger RNA from Orbicella faveolata, 3445 nucleotides. RefSeq lists its product as uncharacterized. The record is from RefSeq and is a predicted model, not a curated record. Gene Ontology annotation, cellular component: Golgi cisterna membrane. Lineage: Eukaryota; Metazoa; Cnidaria; Anthozoa; Scleractinia; Merulinidae. Gene Ontology annotation, molecular function: acetylgalactosaminyltransferase activity.
AACACUCGAAAAGCUUGCAAAACGAGAAUACCGCGGAACUAUCAGGUUUUAGAUUAAAGACCAGGCGCAUAUUCGAGGAUUUAAAAUGCCGACAUAACUCUCGAAGUGAAAUAAAACUUAUUAAUAAAACAGCUUACGAACUCUUGCAGCCUCAGUGGUUGUGUGAUUUUACGUCCAUGUCUACGUUUAACUGGUUCUUCUCAAUUUUAGCUCUCGUUAAAUUUACGUAAUGCACUGAGCAACGAAUUAAAUUCCCCACAACUUCUUUUAAUAUAAUGCUACGGGGAGGGGAACGCGAUGACACUAUUUUCUUGUUUUGUUUACAUCUCAGUUCAAUAUAUUCAUUGUAUUACUGACAGACGAUGAGAUAGAUUGUUGAAAAUGAAUGAAAAUGUUUUAUUCUUAUUGUUAAAUGUUUCAGGUGGUCCUGUCACAAGCACGAUGAAAAAUUUCGUUCCACUUUUAAAUAUAACGCACUGAAAAAAAAAAGACUUUGCCAUUAGAAUUUCCUGGUCCGCUGUGCUACGCUUCUGACGCAUCUAAAACUAUUCGCAACAUAUGGGGACUAUUCAAAGAUGUCUUCGAUCGCGCAAACUUCAAAGACUUGGAAAGUGUUGUCUCUUACUUACUCUGUUGACCUGUUUUGUCUGGCACUGCGUCUACAACUUUUCAAAAAAUCCUCCAAAUCGUAAGAUUGACAUAGGAAAUUACAGUCUUACGCUUGCGGGAUCCACAAUAAAUAACAAUUCACGUGUAAAACUCUCCCUCAGCGCCCUGAACAUUCACAUCUGGCGAGAGCUGUGUGGUUCCGACAUACCGAACUUACGUCAACAUCUCUUUUUUCCUCGGUAUCCUAACGAAAAGUUUAAGUACCGUAUAACAGAAUUCCAGAUUGAAGACGACAGCUUAGACUAUGGCCAGGUUAUUUUUGGCUUCGUUCACCCACCAAACACAAUGUCAUACCGUUUUGCAAUAGUCUCGGAUGAUACAUCAGAGUUAUGGCUUAGUUCAAGUGAAGAUCCAAACCGAAAACAGUUGAUUGCCAGAGUGUUCACAGAAGGUGAAACUGCGUGGGCACAACGAAAUCAGCUGGAUAAAUACCCUGACCAAAUCUCUGAAGAUAUGUAUCUUCUCAAAGGUAGUAAAUAUUACCUUGAAGUACUUCAUAAACAAGGCAUAGGUGAUGGCUUUGUACAAGUAUUUUGGAAAAGCUUUCAAGAAAAAGAAUUCAAACUGAUCAGUUCCGAAUAUCUAUCACUCUAUUCCGACGAUAUCUCGGUUGCAGAACGGAAAGAUGUUUACCAUAGUGUUCUUUCAGAACGAUAUCACGAUGAACUCAAACAGAAAUCCGAAAGAAUUAGCAAGGAAUACUUGGACUUCUUUUCCCUCCCUUUGAUUCCUAAAGAUAGUUACCUCACUUCAUGCGAAUACAAAAGUAGUCUGGGUUAUCAUUUUUCCGAAUCUAUGGUUUACCCUGGAGAUGACACUGUCAUGUGUGACUACGAAGACGGUUCGCCUAACCGAGUUGCCGGUGGAGAUUCAGUUCGAGCGGUUGUGGACAAGGUAACUACUUCUCUGCGACUAAAGACCUCCAAGAAGUACUUUUUGAGAAGAAUUCACAAAGUUAUGCAGAAGUCAGAUCCAGUUUAUGGUGAUCGUUACUCUGUGGAUUUAGAGCUCGGCUUAAAUGACAGCAGUCAAUCAUUUCGCCUGUCAGAGCAUGUCUUUCACAAAAAGCUCAGUGACCGCUUGUGCUUCCCUGAAGGUAUGGACUGGAACUUCAACGCCACAGUGUACUUCAUUCUCCCUGUCAAAGAUCAAGGAAGAUGGGUUUAUCAUUUUAUCAAUGAGCUCACAGUUGCCAGCUUAUUGACUGGCGAUAAGAAUUUCCACGUCAUUGUUGUGGACUUUGAGAGCGAAGAUAUCAGCCUCUUGAAGGCGUUUGACACUUCUCUUCUUAGAACCAGACACACGGUUAUCACGCUGCAAGGGAAAUUUUACAAGACGCUAGCGUUGAACAAGGCUGUUGAGCGUGUUCCAAGUGAGCAUGAUCUAUUGUUCCUGUUUGAUCUUCAUAUCGAUGUGCCUGUAGACAUUAUGGACAGCGUUAGAAAGAACACGAUAGAAGGUCGACUUGUGUACAUGCCUAUUGUUGGACGCCUGGAUUGUGGCAGCACAUUUGUCGAUCAUCAAGGCUUCUGGGAAACCGUUGGAUUUGGUAUUCUUAGUGUUUAUAAAUCAGACUGGAUACGGUUUGGAGGAAUGAACACCCGUGACUUCAAGUACAAAUGGGGAGGGGAGGACUGGGAUCUGCUCAACCGCGUUCUUAACGCGAAGUUGGAAGUUGAACGCAUCAAGCACCCAGGCCUCUAUCAUCACUUUCACACCAAACAAGGCCAAUGGGAUUAGCUGAGAGAAUAUGUAGGACAAUGUGUAGUUCAUCUGGCGUGUUUCACUUACAACUUUCUACAACUACGCUCCGCUGUCAGACCUUACACAUUUUACCCGAACUCGUAAGCUAUCCGCGAAUAUUACCGGAUAAAGCACGUAAUAAGGAAUAUAUUUACUGAUAUCUCAGAUUGUGGUUUGCUUUAAAACUCGAGACUGAGUGUAUAUCAAAACAAUGGACUCCAUGUAUUUCAAAACAUUGGACUGAGUGGAUUUAAAAACAUAAGACUGAGUGUAUAUCAAGACAUUGGACUGCUAUUAAGUGGGACUGGGUAGGAAGUAAAAGCUAUGUCUGUAAUGGAUUUGCUUUUGUUGUUGGCUUUUAUUUGCUAGAACUGAAAAAAAGCUCAUACCUCCGUGUUGAAAUAAAGUGCUAUGUCCGGUUCUGGUCUGGUCUGGUUUUGUCUGUUAUGUACUUAACCUUAAUACCGCAGUAUAAAAAUACUAGCUCAAAACGAUAGGGAAAGUUAGUUUUCUUAUUUAAAUGUUUUCCGAGAGGUUCGCGACGAUGUUUUCAGCCUGUAGAAUUACGUCUUUUUCGAGUAAAUCUAGCACUCAAUGGGUUAAAAUUGCGCAGAACAAACCUGACAACAAACCAUGAACAAACCAUGACAAACAAGAGUUCCACUUUUCAAGAUUUAAAAUCUGGAAGGGAAAAACUAGCUCCCUUCUUUUUAUAGCAUCGGAUACGUGGAUAACACGCUGACCAUUGUGCCCGACAUUGAACUCUUGCCGGACAAUUUGAAAUCCACCAUGGAGGUAGCAAAACAAAACACCAUGAAUAUCACCAAAAGAGGUAACAGGCUCAAAACGUCAGUCCACAGGAAGUCUACGAGCACAUCGCUUGUCGUCUACUCCUGAUGCGUUUUCUGAUUAGAGCAACAAACUCCGCUCUGUUUUCCUUAACUUAGACUAUCCAAUCAAUUUGAUCAAUUCAUCUAUCAACAAAUUUCUGCAUAAUAUCGACAAUAUCGAUUCAGCCAAGAAUGCAAGUGAC